This is a messenger RNA of Populus euphratica (Euphrates poplar), 1709 nucleotides long. Its product is annotated as type I inositol 1,4,5-trisphosphate 5-phosphatase CVP2-like. Gene Ontology annotation, molecular function: inositol-polyphosphate 5-phosphatase activity; phosphatidylinositol-4,5-bisphosphate 5-phosphatase activity; phosphatidylinositol-3,4,5-trisphosphate 5-phosphatase activity. The transcript has 8 exons. NCBI's taxonomy places the organism in Eukaryota, Viridiplantae, Streptophyta, Magnoliopsida, Malpighiales, Salicaceae. Gene Ontology annotation, biological process: phosphatidylinositol dephosphorylation. The record is from RefSeq and is a predicted model, not a curated record. Bases 158 to 1519 code for a protein of 453 amino acids.
CUUCCUUGCUGCUUGCAGGGGUCUCUCUCUUCAUUCCUCAGCAUGAUUUAUCUCUCAGCCAUUUCUUUUUAUGGCUGGUGGCCUUGUUUAUCUAAACCCUUUCUCAUACUAUUCUCCUUCUCUUCACCCCCCUUAAUCUCUCUCCCUCUCUCUCUCUAUGAGCUUCAUCAUGGCAGAAAACCAAGAAAAAGUCAUGUGGCCAAGAUUAGUAUCUAAGAAGAUUCUUGGAGAAAGAUUGAGGAGCAACAACAACUUUGUGGCAGAUUUUCCAAGCAACGCAGAAUCCAGCAGCUUGCUGGAUAUUUCAAGCUUGAGUCCGCCAUCUUUGAGCGAGAACAACAUCCUCAAUCAGUGCAAGCACAACUUCCAAAACUACAAGAUCUUCAUCAGCACAUGGAAUGUUGGCGGGAUUGCACCACAGGACGAUUUGGACAUUGCCGAUUGGCUAGAUACUCCCAAUAAUAUGUGUGACAUAUACGUUUUUGGGUUUCAAGAGAUUGUACCUCUAAGAGCAUCAUAUGUUUUAGGUUCCGAAAAUAGUAAGAUUUCAAUGAAAUGGAAUUCAUUGAUUAGAGAAGCAUUGAACAAGAAGAUUCAGCAUUGCCUAGAAAAACAGCAAUACAAUAAUAAAUUAGGAAGAAAACAAAAAACUACUGAAGAUGAAAAGGCAAUAUUCGAAAGCAGCAUUCCUGAAGGCUUCCGGUGUGUCACUAGUAAGCAAAUGGUUGGAAUAUCAAUAUCAGUUUGGAUUCGAAGUGAUCUGCGUCCUUAUGUCCGGCAUCCUAGGGCCUCUUGUGUAGGCUGUGGCAUCAUGGGUUACCUAGGAAACAAGGGAUCUGUGUCAGUUAGAUUUCAGUUGCAUGAAACAAGCUUCUGCUUUGUGUGUAGUCAUCUAGCUUCAGGAGGUAGAGAGGGGGACGAAAAGCAUAGAAAAUCCGACGUAGCUGAAAUAUUUUCUCGAACAAGCUUCCCUAGAGGGCCUUCGUUUGAUUUGCCGCGAAAGAUUCUAGAUCAUGACCGAGUAAUUUUGCUUGGAGAUUUGAAUUAUAGAAUUUCUCUACCAGAAGCAACAACUCGAUUAUUGGUGGAUAGAAAAGAAUGGAAUGCCUUGCUAGAAAAUGAUCAGCUAAGGAUGGAGCUCAUGAAUGGUCAAGUAUUUGAAGGUUGGCAUGAAGGACUUAUCAAAUUUGCUCCCACUUACAAAUAUUGCCUGAAUUCAAAUGUAUAUUUUGGAUGUGUUGAAGGCCAAAAAGGUGGAAAGUGGCGCGCCCCUGCAUGGUGUGAUCGGAUUAUUUGGUACGGAGAGGGACUGCAGCAACGUCUGUAUACUAGAGGUGAAUCAAACUUGUCUGAUCAUAGACCAGUCAAGGCAAUAUUUACUGCACAAGUUCAGGUAUCAAGCACAUUAAAAGGACUUCAAAAAUUCUUCCUGUCAGAAAGGUUUGAUCAAAGAACAACCAAAUUUGAUCAGAUGUCAUCAUCCGAUAAAUUUCGAUGCAGAGGCAGAUCAAGCUUCUGAUUGUAAAAAGACACAUAAGUAUAUUGUAGCCACGCACAUAUAAUUAUACACACAAACACAUAAAGUAGUGUGAUGUGUGUUAUAUUAUAUUAUAUAGAAAGAAGGGAAAUGAUUUCUGCUAGUUGAUCUGAAUCUGCUGAUGAUUGUACACUAACUGUUUGUUUUAGAGGCUCCAUGUGAUUGUAUAAGA